This is a messenger RNA of Pogona vitticeps (central bearded dragon), 960 nucleotides long. Its product is annotated as taste receptor type 2 member 40-like. Gene Ontology annotation, biological process: G protein-coupled receptor signaling pathway; detection of chemical stimulus involved in sensory perception of bitter taste; sensory perception of taste. The record is from RefSeq and is a predicted model, not a curated record. Gene Ontology annotation, molecular function: G protein-coupled receptor activity; bitter taste receptor activity. Lineage: Eukaryota; Metazoa; Chordata; Lepidosauria; Squamata; Agamidae. Gene Ontology annotation, cellular component: membrane.
AUGCUCAUUCACAGGAUCUUCCAAGUUGUCACAGUGAUCGAUUGUGUUGUGGGGAUGAUGGCCAGUGGGUUUAUUGUGUCCGUUGGGUCUACAGACUGGAUGAGAAGGAGAAAGCUGCCCGCCUGCGAUAGGAUCCUCAUCUGUCUCUGUUCAUCCCGGCUUCUUCUCCAGGGAACCAUCUUGCACGCGACUCUCUUCCCAGAGCUAACCCAAUGGAACGUAGUCAGAGGACACUCGGUCUUGCUCGUCUUGGCCAGCACGGCUUGUCUUUGGUUUGCAGCCUGCCUCAGCGUUUUCUACUGCCUGAAGAUUGCCACUUUCACCCAGCCGUGCUUUCUGCUAAUGAAGCUGAGAAUCUCUGCGAUGGUUCCUCAACUUCUUCUGGGGUCAGCGUUGAUCUCUUUGGUCUCCUCCCUCCCUUUCCUCUGGGUGGAUUACAGCAGUCACCUCUGCAACUCGACCAGGAGUCAUCUGAAGAACAUCUCCUUUGAAAGCCCCACUGGGAACAACAUCUCCUACUUCAAAGGUUUCGUCAUGUAUGUGACUUGGGCAGUCGUCCCGCUUCUUUUCUUCAUCGCAUCUUCCACCCUGUUAAUUGCUUCUCUGUGGAAACACAUCAAGCAGAUGAGACAAAACGCAACGGGCUUCAAGGAUUCGAAGACUGAAGCUCAUAUCACUGCCAUUAAAUCUCUGAUCUCCUUCCUAAUGCUCUACAUCUGUAGCUUUAUAGCUGAGAUUCUGCUGGGAAUCCCUUCCUGCCAAGCUAUGAGCCGAUGGAAACAUAAUAUCUGUUCGCUCUUGAUUGCUGUAUGCCCUUCAGUCCAUUCCAUUCUUCUGGUUCUCCUUAAUGUUAGACUGAAGCUGGCAGUCAAAAGCAUUCUGCUUUACAUGAAGUGCCAUCGGAAACAAGACUCUGCCAAAGCUCUUUGGCAAGAAAGAAAAAGUAUGUCUUCUAGCUAG